This is a messenger RNA of Scleropages formosus (Asian bonytongue), 7080 nucleotides long. It is a transcript of the gene znfx1, whose product is annotated as zinc finger, NFX1-type containing 1. Gene Ontology annotation, biological process: regulatory ncRNA-mediated heterochromatin formation. Bases 296 to 6007 code for a protein of 1903 amino acids. The transcript is spliced from 15 exons. Gene Ontology annotation, cellular component: nucleus; nuclear RNA-directed RNA polymerase complex. NCBI's taxonomy places the organism in Eukaryota, Metazoa, Chordata, Actinopteri, Osteoglossiformes, Osteoglossidae. Gene Ontology annotation, molecular function: helicase activity; ATP hydrolysis activity; zinc ion binding. The record is from RefSeq and is a predicted model, not a curated record.
GCCGGAGAAGAGGAGUACACCUGAAUACACAGCUCACCUGAACCACACGACACUAGUAAUACACGGUUCACACUUUUGAUUAAUUUUAUUAUUAUUAUUAUUACACCACGUACUAUCACUUCCUCACUGUAACGUGGCGGUUCUGUUCGUACCUGGACCUGCGAGGAGGAGGAGAGCUGAGUGAGCAGCGCUUGCUCUCGGACGGUUGUCAGAACGCAGAAGAAGAAGAAGACCGGAAACACACGGACACACGCGCACAGGUGGGACACACGGUUUUCCAUCAGCUCAUUGAGACAUGAACAGACGUGGAGGACUGAGGGGUGCAGGUAGAGCAGAUGAUGGACAGAGGAGAGGUGCUGAAGAUGGUCCCAGAGAAAAUAACUGGAGACAUCCUGCAGUUAGAGGCAGAGGCAGAGGGGACUUCAGAGGAAGAAUCUGGAGAGGUCAGCACAAUGAUAGAAGAGGCGAGAACUUGCAAGACCACAGAGACAGAGAAGAAGGCCCGGGGAUGGAAAGAGAGAACAUGGGUGGGGCUAGAGGUGGAGCCAGAGCCAGAGGUGGGGCAAGGGGUGGGGCAGGACACAGGGGUGGGGCCAGAGGUGGGGCAGGGGCUGCGGGCAGGGGUGGAGGUAGAGUUGGAGACCAGGGUAGUGGGAAUGGAAGAGCACUACCCAGGGGUGAAAAACCUGAGGUCCGGAGACUGGGACCCAAAGCCCUGGAAGAGCUGUUGGGGAAAGAUGCGUCGGAAGUGGCCAUCACUCUGUCAUCUAGUCCAGGGCUGCAGGCUCUGCUGGAUGAGAAAACAAUGGGUCACAUCCUAGUGCAACUGCUCUGUCAGGUUCUGAGCAAAGCCAUUAGUUCCAGAAUUGAUCGGCGAAUCGUGCAGCACUUAGCUGGAGUAAUUAAGGACUCCACUUUCAUUCGGACAAUACUCCCUCACUAUAUCGCGGGUAUGAUGUCGGACAGUAUCCCGGCCCGCAGGGCACAGUACCCCCAGCACUUGGAGAACAUAAUCAGCCUUCUGUCAGAUGUAGUCAGGAUCUUCCCAGCAAGUUCUGUCCAAGUUAUCUCCAUGCUUGUGGCGCUCCUGAAGCCGACCAUCAACGAGUUGCGAGCCUCCGGUGUAACAAUACCCAACAACAUUGAGGAGAACCUGGAGAAGGUAGAUGGCUUGAUAAAUCACCUGAAAGAAAAGGCAAGGGAUGGUACUCUGAGGUCAGACAACUACACUUUCCUUGCCAAUGAGGAUGCUGCACCACCAGGAGAGGGACAUUUCCGGACCAUCACCAUCUACCCAUCACCGGAGGAGAUCCAUCAAAAUGAAAAACCAUUCCUGCGGCCCAACAUCACCACCCGCAGCUACCUCAGCAGCGAAAUCUAUCUGGACACCCACUUCCGCCUGCUGCGGGAAGACUUUGUCCGUCCUCUGCGUGACGGCAUCAGGCAGCUGUUACAGAGUUACCAAGACGAGCGUCAAGGACUGGCACCCACGAAGGCCCGACGCUUUGAUGAGAUUAGGAUGUACCUGGAUACUCGCAUCAUCGUACCUCUGUGCACUCCAACAGGAAUUGCCUACAAAGUUCAGUUUGACUCUCGUCCAUUAAAGUUUGUUCGCUGGCAGAACUCCAAACGGCUGCUGUAUGGCUCUCUGGUCUGCCUAUCUCGGGACAACUUUGAGACCCUGCUAUUUGCCACGGUGUCUGAUCGGUCCCCGGAGGACCUGCAGAAAGGGCUGGUUCAGCUCAGCUUCUCUCAAGACAGCCGGCCCGCCCUAGCUGAGCUGCAGGUGUCUGACUCCUUCCUCAUGGUGGAAACUACAGCAUACUUCGAAGCUUAUCGCCACGUCCUAGAGGGCCUACAGGAGGAAGAGGCAGAAAACCUGCCCUUCCAAAGGUACAUAGUGGAAUGCAACAAAGAGAUCCGAUCUCCUGCCUACCUCACAAUGGGGGAGGAGUUUGUCUUGAAAGCCAUUGCGGCUAAAGGGUUUGAGAAGAGCAUGAAGCCCUUCAGUGUCCUGGACCAGGGAGCCUGGCCCAGCAUGGAGCAGCUGGGACUGGAUGAGUCACAGAUGAGGGCCCUCAAGCUGGCGCUCACCAAGGAGCUUGCUAUCAUACAGGGGCCACCAGGCACAGGUAAGACACAUGUUGGCCUGAAGAUUGCCCAGGCUCUCCUGACAAAUUCUCAUGUUUGGAAGAUGGAUGUGGCCACCCCACCUGUGCUGGUGGUCUGCUACACCAACCAUGCUCUAGACCAGUUCCUGGAAGGGAUCCAUGGAUUCCUGAAGGAAGGCAUUGUGAGGGUUGGCGGGCGCAGCAACAGUGAGGUCCUGAAGCAGUUCACUCUUAGAGAACUCACUGGAGGCCCGAACUUCCGACGCAGCCUCCCUGCCCACCUGCGCCGUGCCCACUUUGAAAUCAGCACAGGUCUAGCACAGGCGGAGCAACGCAUCCUGGAGCAGGCCAGCCAGCUUGAGUGCAGCCUUCGUGGAAUCCUCCGUGAGGAGUUCCUAGAAAAGUUCAUCUCUGAAGACCACUGGGAGAGCUUGAACAACAGUCCUAUGUCAGAUGGCUUUCAGACCUACGGGAAGAAGACAUCCAUGAUCUUGGAGUGGCUAGGCUUGGGUUCCUCAGCUUUUCAGCAAAGGGCUCCACAGCCAGGUGUCAUCGAUGCUGAGGAGGACGAGGAGGAGGAACAACUGCAGGAGGAAGAAGAGCUGGUGGAUGUGGAGGAGGAAGCAACACUAAUCCAGAAUGAGCGAAUCAUUGAAGACUCAGAGUUGCAUGAAAAAGUCCUCCAAAAGAAGAAGAAGAAGAAAACAGACCUGGCAGUGAAGGAGCUGGCCAAAGUGAUGCUCACGCUGAACCUGGACAACAAAGAUGAACCUGUCCAAAACCAAGAUGACUGGCAGAUGCAGCGUGAUCAGAAGCGUAAGCUGAAGCAGAGGAUACGCAAGGAGCUGGCAAAGACCACGGCCUUGAGCGAGGAGGAGGAGGCGAGCAUCUAUGACGUGUGGACUCUCAGUCUGCAGGAGCGCUGGAAACUCUACAGGCUGUGGGUGAUGCGCUACCGGACAGACAUGCGCACCCGGGCUCUGCAGUCGGAGAAGGUCUACCAGGACGCAGCCGAGCGCCUGGCUGAGAUCCGAAUGCGUCAGGACCUGUGUGUGCUGCAGGAAGCUCGUGUCAUUGGCAUGACCACCACCGGGGCAGCCAAGUACCGGCGGGCCCUGCAGGAGGUGCGCCCAAGGCUGGUGAUUGUGGAGGAGGCGGCCGAGGUGCUGGAGGCCCACAUCAUCACCACCCUGAGCAGAGCAUGUCAGCACCUCAUCCUCAUCGGGGACCAUCAGCAGUUGCGACCCAGUGCCACCGUGUACGAGCUGGCCAAGAAUUUCAACCUGGAGGUGUCGCUCUUCGAGAGGCUGGUCAAGCUUGACUUCCCCUACGUCCGACUCAACUACCAGCACCGCAUGCGGCCAGAAAUAGCACGCCUGCUGACUCCUCACAUCUACACGGAGCUGGAGAACCACCCGUCUGUUCUGGAGUAUGACAACAUCAAGGGGAUUCUCUCAAACUUGUUCUUUGUGGAGCAUGAAUUUCCCGAGGAGGAGAUCCAAGAUGGACGCAGCCACCAGAAUCGCCACGAAGCCCAGUUUGUGGUAGCCCUAUGUCAGUACCUCCUGUAUCAAGACUACAAACCGUCACAGAUCACCAUCCUCACGACGUACACUGGGCAGCUGCACUGCCUGCGCAGAAUGCUUCCAGCCUCACGGUUUGCUGGGGUCAAGGUUCAUGUGGUAGACAAGUACCAAGGGGAAGAGAAUGACAUUGUCUUGCUGUCACUGGUGCGCAGCAACCCGGAAGGGCGUGUGGGAUUCCUGCAGAUUGCGAAUCGUGUCUGUGUUGCCUUGUCCCGGGCCAAGAAGGGUCUGUACUGCAUCGGGAACAUGAGCAUGUUGGGCCGAGUCCACCUGUGGAGCAGCAUCUUGCACACGUUGCGGGAACACGGCCAGAUGGGCCAUCACCUGACGCUCUGCUGCCAGAACCAUCCGGAGACACGCAGCCUGGUCUCUUGUGCUGAGGACUUCAAGCAAGCGCCUGAGGGGGGUUGUCGCCGAGCGUGUGACUUCCGCCUGCCCUGCGGCCAUGUGUGCACCCGUGUAUGCCACCCAUAUGAUCCCGAGCACAAGAAUUUUGAGUGUAUGAAGCCUUGCCCCAAGGUGCUGUGUAAGCUGGGCCACCGCUGCCCUGCCCGGUGCUACCAGGAGUGCCCUGACUGCCCUGUGCUGGUGCAGAAAGUCAUCCCAUCCUGCCAGCAUGAACAGAUGGUACCCUGCCACCAAGACCCAAGCGAUUUCAUUUGCCAGGAGCCCUGCAAGAAGAAGUUAAGGUGUGGGCACCCAUGUGUCUCGGUAUGUGGUGAGCCCUGCACCACGCACUGCAUGGUACAGAUCACAGUGGAGCUGGACUGUGGGCAUUGCCAGGAGGUGUCUUGCCACCGAUCUGGGCCGGGUGUGAGGCCACCGGCAUGUAAAGUGCCGUGCCGCGUGAUACUGAAGUGUGGUCACCCCUGCCUCGGGACCUGCCACAAGUGCCAUCAAGGCCGUAUCCACCAGGCCUGUUCGAAGCCCUGCCGCCGGCCCCUUGUUUGCUCACACCUGUGCCUGGAGCCCUGCACGGAUAAGUGCCCCCCCUGUCAGAUCCCGUGCCAAAACCGCUGUGUGCACAGUGUCUGUCCGAAGCCCUGUGGCAAACCCUGUGCGCCCUGUGCGGAGCCCUGUGCUUGGCAGUGCCCUCAUCAGCGCUGCACCAAGCUGUGCCAUGAGCCCUGUGACCGGCCACCGUGCAACCAGCCCUGCAGCGAGAUUCUUGAUUGCGGACACCCCUGCAUCGGGCUCUGCGGUGACACAUGCCCUGAAAAGUGCCGCAUUUGCAACCACGAUGAGGUAACAGAAAUAUUCUUUGGCAUGGAGGAUGACCCCCUGGCCCGCUUUAUUGAGCUGGAAGAUUGUGGACACAUCUUUGAAUCAACUGCUUUGGACAAAUACAUGAAUCAGGAUGAGGAGGCUGUGGAUGACCAGGACCAGCUCGCCAUUCGCCUUAAAGAGUGCCCCAAGUGUCGUACUCCCAUCCGCAGGAAUCUCCGCUAUGGUGCUCACAUCAACCGCUGCCUCGCUGAAAUCGAGAAGGUGAAGGCAGUGCUCAAUGGUUGUCCAGAGGCUCUUGGGAACGAGAGGAAGGCCCUUCUGGACCGUCGGCAAAAAAUGGCUGUAGUGUCUCUCUAUGAUCUGAGGAAAUAUGGCGACUUGGCAAAACGGCUCACAGAGGGUGAUCUGAACUUGCAGAACCUGUGGAUGCUUGAGAAUGAGAUGGCUUUCCUGGAUAGAUUUGAUAAGGUCAUCAAGCCAAUGGUGAAAAACAAAUCCAGUGUGCACUGGGAAGUCUUUGCUUUGCGUCUUGAGGAGUUCCUGGGGUGGCUGGAACACCCUAACCAGAGAUUUUUGGAGCAACAGAUCUCUGACUUGCAGGAUGAAGCCCAGAGGCUCAUCUACCUGGCCAAACUCAAUAUAUGCUGUGACAGGGCCAUGUACAAGUUAGAAGAUGCUACUUUAAAAACAAAAGUACAGGAUCUAAGGAAAAUUCUGGAAGGAACCUCUCCGUUCACUCAAAAGGAUGAGAUGUGGGUGAAGGAGGAACUGAAAUGCCUAGAGAAGAAGCUGCCAGGAGGGCUGGGCAUUACCAGUGAGGAGAGGGUGAUGAUCGUCCAGGCCAUGCAACUGCCUAAAGGCCACUGGUACAAGUGCCCCAAUGGCCACGUCUAUGCAAUCGGGGACUGUGGGGGGGCUAUGGAGAGCCGGAAAUGUCCGGAGUGUCCCGCCACCAUUGGUGGUGCCAACCACACUUUAAGUACAGGAAACGCAGUGGCAUCAGAGAUGGAUGGAGCUCAACAUGCUGCCUGGUCGGACGCUGCCAACCUUUUGAACUAUGACUUGAACAGACUAAGACUGUGACCUCAGAAACACUCAACACGGAAUCAGGGCAUUUUUUUUCUGAUUGGAUUCAAAGUAGAGUCUGAGUGGCAUUAUAGUCACUGCUGGUACAAUAUACAGUGAAACGAAGCAACGUUCCUCCAGGACCAUAGUGCUACAUAAAAAAACAACACACAGUUACCUACACAGACUACAUAAAGUGCAUGUGUUCAAGAUGCGUGCAAACAGUGAAUCACAGUACAGUAUUUCCCAAACAGGACAACAGGCACAGUAAAGGACAGUUCAGCGCCGAUCAGUAUGCAGUUCUGGUGUGGAGUAAAGUGCAAGAAGAUAUUACAAUAUAAUAAUAAAUGCUGUAAAUAUAAAAAUACUAGUUAGAGAGAAAUCUAACUACAAAUCAUGAUACAAGAUGCAAAUGCUAGUCCUGCUCAUUAGAGUCAUUCAGUAAUUAAUUAAUUAAUACCUCCUUCCUGGUGGAUGAACGUUUGAUUUAGAAUGAAUUGGUCAACAAUCAACAGGAGUUGUGUGGAGACAAAGAUUUUAUUUUCAGUGAUUUUUAGAUGUAAUUUUAAUAUAGUUUAAAGUUGCUGUACCUAAUAAGUAGAAAUAAAUUAAGGGAUGUCUCUAUAUUCAUCCCUCAAAUAAAAGGGUCUUGCACAAUGAAAAAUUGCUACAAUGGCUUGUAAAAAUAUCUUUCUCUUCUGCUUGUGUUUCUGUUAUACUGUCAAUUCAUGUCCAUAUGUGUCUUUAGCACAAUCAUUAAAAAGGCACAACAUGCAGUACAACCACACGUUUGCCCUCAACCCCACAUAGGUGGUUACCUUAUCAUUCAGCUAAAUAAACAUGGAAUAAAUGCUCAUGGAAACGGUUAAGAAAAGUCCAGGGCACAAUAAAGUAACUAUGCAGAGAAACUUAGUAAUGCUCAGUGAGAGGCUACUCAGGAGAACAGUAUCCUAUCUUAAUGAAAUUUUCAGCCAUGAAUUAAUGUAAUAUCACAACUGAAAUGGGAGAUUUGAUAGCAUGCAUUCCAGUCAUACAAAAAGCUUUAAUAACAAAAUAAAGUCUUAUUCUCACGGGUGGCACGGCGGCACAAC